UUAAUGGGUUAGGGUUUCGCAUUUCACACAGAGACUAAGAGGAGCAGCUCGCCAUGGGGAGAAGACCAGCAAGGUGUUAUCGCCAGAUCAAGAACAAGCCCUAUCCGAAGUCAAGGUUCUGCCGGGGUGUGCCUGAUCCGAAGAUCAGGAUCUAUGAUGUUGGAAUGAAGAAAAAGGGCGUCGAUGAAUUCCCCUUCUGUGUGCAUUUGGUAAGUUGGGAAAAGGAGAAUGUGUCCAGUGAGGCACUAGAAGCUGCACGCAUUGCCUGCAACAAGUACAUGACCAAGUUUGCAGGAAAGGAUGCCUUCCACUUGAGAGUCAGAGUGCAUCCAUUCCAUGUAUUGCGUAUCAACAAAAUGUUGUCGUGUGCGGGGGCUGAUAGGCUCCAAACUGGUAUGAGGGGUGCUUUCGGUAAGCCUCAGGGAGUUUGUGCACGUGUGGCCAUUGGACAGGUCCUUCUGUCUGUGCGCUGCAAGGAUUCCAACAGCAAUCAUGCCCAGGAGGCCCUGCGCCGUGCAAAAUUCAAGUUUCCAGGUCGUCAAAAGAUCAUUGUCAGCAGGAAAUGGGGAUUUACAAAGUACAGUCGCCCAGAUUAUAUUAAAUGGAAAUCUGAGAACAGGAUCAUUUCUGAUGGUGUGAAUGCAAAGCUUCUUGGAUGUCAUGGACCUUUGGCUAAUAGGCAACCCGGAAGAGCAUUUCUGUCCGCUGCUAUUGAAGGAUGAAUAUAUCUGGACGGGGAAUAUCAACACUUUUUGCAUUUCUUCAUUACUUCGGACUAAGAAUUUUCUUUUUCUUGAUUAUCUGGAUUUUUCUCUCCGAUAAAACAAUUUUUCUAUCAAGUUUUUAUAAAUUGGAUUUCUUUGAUAUAAUUUAGUUUUUGGCACAACACUUUAUAUAUA
Olea europaea var. sylvestris is the source of this 899-nucleotide messenger RNA. RefSeq names its product 60S ribosomal protein L10. Gene Ontology annotation, cellular component: cytosolic large ribosomal subunit; ribosome. Gene Ontology annotation, biological process: ribosomal large subunit assembly; translation. Gene Ontology annotation, molecular function: structural constituent of ribosome. The record is from RefSeq and is a predicted model, not a curated record. The transcript is spliced from 4 exons. Lineage: Eukaryota; Viridiplantae; Streptophyta; Magnoliopsida; Lamiales; Oleaceae. The coding region runs from base 54 to 722 and encodes 222 amino acids.